AUGUUCAUCUCUGCAUUGUUCACUUGUAGCCAGUUUAGCCAGAACCACCUGCCCCCACCCCAACUGGGUUCCUUAUCCUCCCGCAUCCCCCAGGCAUACCUUGGAGAUAUUGCCAGUUUGGUCCCAGACCACCACAAAGAGGAGAAUAUCACAAUAAAGGUGGCCACAAACCUUCAAUGUGUAAAAAAUGCAAUAUCUGCAAAGCUCAAUAAAGUGAAGUGCAAUAAAACGAGGUCUGCCUGUACAUCCUUGUUUGUGCCAGACACAGCCCAGAAACGUGUUGGGACUGGUGGUGUUUGUGGGUCUGGCUGUGUGCUAUGGACUGAACUGUGUCCCCCCAGAACUCAUGUUGAAGCCCUAACCCCCAACGUGACUAUAUCUGGAGACAGGGUCUAUAGGAGGUACCUAAGAUUAAAGGAAGAAAGGGAUCACUGUCUUUUUCCACCAAGUGAGGACAGAGAAGUCACCAUCUAUGAGCCAGGAAGACAGUCUUCACCAGGAACCGAAUCUGCUGGCACCUUGAUCUUGGACUUCCUGCCUCCAGAAGCAGAAGGGUGUGAAUCUUCACCCUAUUCUGAGCCACAUCUGGGCCGACCGCGAGCAGGGGAGUUUAGCAUACGUCAUCCCCACGGGCGGAUUCUUAACCACUGUGCCACGAGGGAAGUCCUACCCAUCUACUUCUCAUUUAACUUGCUGGCUGCAGGGAAAAGACAGAUAAAGUUUCAAAUGCUGGGUGGUUCGAGGUGUAAACAAUGGCUAUCUCCUGCCUCCCUGUUAAUUGAUGUAUCCAAAUCCGGCCAAAGGUGCGAGGACUACAUUACCCACAAUGCUUCUAGUGGGACGCCCACGCGGCCUCGUUCUCGAGCUCGACGCCGGCUCAGCCUGUGGUCGCUGCUGACUGUCCCGCUUCUGCGUUCUAAGGGUUUUGGUCCUCGCUUCUGGCCCGCCGAGCCCUCCACGUGCGCUGUCCCGCUCCCGUCCCAACCUGCCGCUCCGGGCCUGCCCCGAACCCCCCCACGAGUCUCAGCGCUGCCGGUGAGUGCGGGUGCGGGCGCAGGGUCCCAGCUCGAGCUUCUUUCCGCGGCCCUCGCCCGCCGGAGCCUAGUUUGUGCCCGGCCUCGGUCACCGCUCUUCCUCCAGCUGAGGGGACGAGACGGGAGAGCAGCCCAGCCGGGGAUUCCUGACCCUCACAAGACCCUGGAGUUGGAGAGGCCUUGGUGA
This is a messenger RNA of Balaenoptera acutorostrata (minke whale), 1221 nucleotides long. RefSeq lists its product as uncharacterized. The record is from RefSeq and is a predicted model, not a curated record. The transcript is spliced from 7 exons. NCBI's taxonomy places the organism in Eukaryota, Metazoa, Chordata, Mammalia, Artiodactyla, Balaenopteridae. Bases 1 to 1221 code for a protein of 406 amino acids.